This is a messenger RNA of Triticum aestivum (bread wheat), 1145 nucleotides long. RefSeq lists its product as uncharacterized. The transcript is spliced from 5 exons. The record is from RefSeq and is a predicted model, not a curated record. NCBI's taxonomy places the organism in Eukaryota, Viridiplantae, Streptophyta, Magnoliopsida, Poales, Poaceae. Bases 305 to 949 code for a protein of 214 amino acids.
UCGCUAGAAGCGAUAAAUAGGGAACCCCAAAUCCCCCGGACUCCUCUUCGGCCGUUCCCCUCCCGGCGCACACGCUUCGCCGCCGCUCGUCCCCCACCCUCCUCCUGCCGCCUGCGGAGCAGACGCCGGCGCGCCUCUUGGUUUGCUGCCUGACGUUGGAGUCCAGACGCCAACCACCUUCGUCGGCGCGUAAACUCUCUUCCUCUUAUCUUAUCUUGUACCUUAGAUCUGCACGCGCGGCUCUGGAAAAAAGGCAAUUGAACUACCAGAUCACUUUCAGCCGGAGUGUAUUGCCAAAUCAAUUAUGGGAUCUUCUAGGCUGAAUUUGGAAGGAUUUGAGCCAUUUAUCGGUCCAUCGUUGGAGCACCUGCUGCCACAGCUGUCACGUGAGGAGCGGGUACGAUUGCAGAGCCAACUGGGUGAGCACGAGCGCAAAGUGAAGCGAUGGAGUAAGAAGUGCCCUCCAUUACCUUCGACCCACUCAGAAGGAACGCGCGACUCCUCCAUCAUGCCUCACGUCCGCCAUGCUAUCCGCCAUUACAAUGCCAGGCACCCGGGUGACGAGUUUGAUGUUGUGAAGCCUCUGAUGGAAUCCAAUGCUAGCUUCAGGAAUCAGCUGUGGGUCCACGUCAACUUCUGGGCUCGCAGCCGCAAAAGCAAUAAGAUCAAGCGAUUUUUUGCUGAGGUGCACUACGAUCCAAAUCCCAUCGUUGAAGUGUGCAUCGUCAUUGAAGAGCCUCUUGACAAAUACAGGAGGAGCUGCGCAUUCUGUCCUGCCAACUGGGACAUUUUGCACCCUGUGGGUUCCCGUAAGUUUCUUUGUGGAAAUGACAAGGACAGGAUUGAACAACAACUCAAGCCUCGUGUGCUCUCUGAAUAUCUCGGAAUGCCAUUCACUUGCUGCCCGGCCUCCCCCAUUCAAGAGAAAAAAGGAAAGAAGAAGUUUUGAACUUGUUAUGGCCGUCUGUAGUUUCUGACCAUGUCGAUCAGUUCAGGUGACAUUUAGCAGAUAUAUGGAGUAGAUAUUUGUAGCUUUUUGGUUAUUUCUGUGUGUUAUUACUUUAUUGUUACGUUGCGUUAGCUAAAUAUAAUAUGUAAUGGAUCAGGUCAGGUGACAUUUAGCAUGUCAGGAUGGCUAAGUCUCA